UGAUCUCUAAAAUGAAAUGGUUGUCCAACAGAAUAGUCACGUCAAUUCAGGCAGACGCGCGCGUCAACAAUUUUUUUUUCUUGUUUUUUCGCGACUAGGUCUCAAACCAACAUCAUGGCAGCCAAGAAAUCGCUCAAGACAGCCAACACAUCUUCUGCUACCAAGAAGACAACGACCCAAUCAACUAAAACAAGCAAGACCAGUGGCACGAAAAAGACGAAUGCCAAAGCAAGUACAAAAACACAACAAGCAACACCACAGAAACCGCCACCGCCUACUGUCACCGUAACAGACGCGUCUUCACCAGAUCAAAUCUUGCGAUCGUCUUGGAAGUUUUUCUAUUGUUUCCAAUUCCUGUCAUUGUUUCGAUCACUCUUGAAACUUCCUGUCAUUACCAUAGAAACAUUUGAGAAUGCGCUCAAAGUUACCAAAGAACCCUCACUUGCACGAUCUGAAGGCAGCUUUCUUGCUGAAGAAAUGAACAACAGCCUUAUACUUGAUUCAACGCGAAAAGACGCAGCACGACAAACGCUUGAACAAAUCCUCGUAGCACUUUUGAAACAUGUUCAAAGUCAACGGGUCAACACAUCCAAUUGUCACGGCUUCUUGUAUGAUUUUUUGGUGUCACAACAACAACAUAAUGAAGAAAACGAUAACAGCAAUUAUGAGCAUGAGGAUGAAUGCAAGUUGAGCAAGCCAAAGAAUAGCUGGACUAUUUGGGACCUUGCCGUGCCGGUGAAAAUACGCGUGUUGAAAUCCUUGAUUGAUCGUAUCGAGAAGACGGAUCAGAUAGUGGAGCUACGUGCUGGUAAGGCUCCUGAAGAUAUGCGCUUGGCACCUAUCGGAGAUGACGCUGAAGGUUGGAGAUAUUGGAUGUUUGACGAUAUGCGUUUAUACAGAGAACUACCAAUGCCACAAAAGAAGGGUCUGCCUUUGAUGAGGGAUACGGAUUAUACAUUUGAGAUGGUCUGUGAUACACUCGAAAGUUGGCAAAGCUGUCUCUCACGGUUCUCGGUCAAGACACGCAAUCACAAUGGAAAAGCACUUGGCCACACAAUUAAUGAAAUCGCACCCCAAAUUAUUGCCAAACUAGAAGCCAAGCAGGCAGCAAAAGCACGUGAAGAGGCACGAUUGGAAAAGCAGAGAUUACUCGAAGCAUUACCACGCAAGCGUAGUAGACGAUUAGAAGUCAAGGAGGAAGAAUUGAGCAAGCGGCUCAAAACAGAUGAAUUGGAGCAACAGCAGAUCGCCGUUGAACAAAAAGAACGAAGACAACAGAGAGAACAAGAAAAGAUUGAACAAGAGCAAGUAAAGCAAACUGAAUUGGAUCUCAAGGAUUAUGUCUAUAAUCUUAUCGAUACUAAACUCAAUGAAGCUGCUACACGAGAGGAAGAGACUGGUACUGCUUCGGAAACGCGUAAAAGCCGUUCAUCGCCGUCAUUUGUCACUCCAGAGAUUGCGUUUUUAACAGAGCUGCGUGGUAUUCUGAGAAAGUCUGCUCCGGAGGAAGAACGCGUGGCAAAGAUGCAAGGCUGGGCAUUAUUGCUAGACGAUGAAAACAUUGUGCACAUUGGAGAAGGCUCCAACGGUGAUGCUCCCCUUGUGCUUGGACAAGGCCUUGUUUUAAAAGGGGCUGGUGCAUCUGGAGAUCUUACUUCUCCAUUACUCAAGAAUAUCUUGCGGGUGUUUCUCUCGACGUUACCCAAUGAAACGACGGAUAUGGGUAUGGAUUUACCAGCGAUUCGAAAAAAGCUGCUCUUGGACCGAUAUACAGCAGAUGAGAACUUCUCUGGUUUGGAAAACUUUAUUCAAGACCUAGACUUAGCAUUGCCAGCCGAAAGUGAACGUCUGGGCGCUGUUUCACCACAAAGAUAUGCAGCAAGCCUUCUCACCCGUAUAUUCCAGUGAAAUCAUCCAUUCGACGAUUCUUAAAAGUGCCCCGCAAUCACCUUAUGUAUAUAUACAGAAAAAAGAACAUAUAGAGCUGCCGUAAACAUCCUUUAACCCACACCCAUCUAUACAUUCUCUUAUUCAUUCAUAGUUGCUGUGUACCCACCAUUACCGAAGAUUUAUCUUAAAUAUUGCAUAUAAACAAACAAUGUAGCUCUUCCG
Messenger RNA from Zychaea mexicana, 2112 nucleotides. RefSeq lists its product as uncharacterized. The record is from RefSeq and is a predicted model, not a curated record. NCBI's taxonomy places the organism in Eukaryota, Fungi, Mucoromycota, Mucoromycetes, Mucorales, Lichtheimiaceae. Gene Ontology annotation, cellular component: RSF complex. Bases 115 to 1908 code for a protein of 597 amino acids. The transcript has 9 exons. Gene Ontology annotation, biological process: regulation of DNA-templated transcription.